Messenger RNA from Anopheles cruzii, 895 nucleotides. Its product is annotated as protein crumbs-like. The coding region runs from base 147 to 545 and encodes 132 amino acids. The record is from RefSeq and is a predicted model, not a curated record. Lineage: Eukaryota; Metazoa; Arthropoda; Insecta; Diptera; Culicidae. The transcript is spliced from 5 exons.
CGAUCUAAGGGAUGGUAAAAGGACGCUGACGACGAAUACUCGCUGAAGCGGACUGUUUGUGUUCUCAAGCGUUCGAAGUAGCUCCUUUUUUGCUUGUGUCUCAGUCAGUGGCAACAGUAACUCCCGACGCGUGUGUCCAACAAGCGAUGUUGAAAUCUCACCCACCACUGCUUUGUGUUAUUUUGUGCGUGAUUGCACUAGCAGUGGAAGUUAUCACUCCAACGCAGGCCUGCGAUCUGGACCAAACCCAGCAUGGGUGCCGGAUAGACAACGGUCAGUGCACUUGUGCGUUCGGAUGCAUAUCAGAGUUCCGCUACGCAACACGGAAGGAGUGCCAGGAUGCACUGAAGGGUCGCACGAACGAUAUUUGCAGCCGGAAACCGUGUAUGAACGGUGGAUCGUGCACACAGGUUACGGCCAUGCCACAGUACAAGUGUCGUUGCGAUGGAACUGGCUAUUGGGGAAACAGAUGUCAUAGGUUAUGUCCGAAACCUGACCAGUUAGCUCCCGGAAACAAGUUCCCCUACGAAUGUGUUGUCAUAUAACAUGCUUCCGUCUGGUGGAAGUUUCAGUAUGGUAGCACCGCAAUUUGGACCGGAUGGAGAGGUAAAUUUACGCCGAUGUCGACGCACAUACUUUGUAGGACCAGUACCAGUUGUUAAGCCGCUAAGCCAUUCUUCAGAUAAACAUAAAUGAGGCUAAUAAAAAGAUGGAAGUUAUUCGCAUUUGAAACAGGCUGACAAUGGCACGCGACCAGGAUAUACUCGGUAGAGUGUAGCACAUUUUUAUAUAAGCAUUAUUUACUACAACCAAUUUGCAUUGUUCUGUGAAUCUUAAAGUAAUAUUUUUUAAUUCCUAACCAAUAUAAAUAAAAUGUAAAUAAAGUGACAAGUGA